Chrysochloris asiatica (Cape golden mole) is the source of this 7239-nucleotide messenger RNA. RefSeq names its product spectrin, alpha, erythrocytic 1 (elliptocytosis 2) (gene SPTA1). Gene Ontology annotation, biological process: actin cytoskeleton organization. Gene Ontology annotation, cellular component: cell projection; cell junction; plasma membrane. Lineage: Eukaryota; Metazoa; Chordata; Mammalia; Afrosoricida; Chrysochloridae. Gene Ontology annotation, molecular function: calcium ion binding; actin filament binding. The transcript has 51 exons. The record is from RefSeq and is a predicted model, not a curated record. The coding region runs from base 1 to 7239 and encodes 2412 amino acids.
AUGGAGAGCAGUGGGCCAAAGGUGUUGGAAACAGCUGAUGAGAUCCAGGAGAGGCGUCAGGAGGUGUUGGCUCGUUACCAGAGGUUCAAGGAGCUGGUUGCUGAAAGGGGUCAGAAGCUUGAAGAAUCCUAUCACUACCAGGUUUUCAGGCGGGAUGCAGAUGACCUGGGGAAAUGGAUUGUGGAGAAAAUCAACAUUGCAGGAGAUAAAAGCUAUGAAGACCCUACGAACAUACAGGGAAAAUACGAUAAACAUGAAUCCUUCACACUAGAAGUACAAGCAAAAUCAAACGUCAUUCCUGAACUGGAAGAAAUUAGGAAAAUCCGCUUUCCUGAGGGACAUUUUGCCCAUGAGGAAACAAAGGCUCAUCUGGAGGAACUGCACCGCCUGUGGGAACUGCUGCUAGAACUGACCGAGGAAAAGCGCAUCAUGCUGCUACAGGCCCUGAAUCUCCAGCAGUAUUUUCAGGACUGUGCAGACAUCUUGGAAUGGAUUAGAGACAAGGAGGCUAUAGCAGCAUCAGUGGAGCUGAGUGAGGACUGGGAGCGCACAGAAGUUCUACAUAAGAAGUUUGAAGAUUUCCGAAUGGAACUAGAAAUUCGGAAAGGAAAAGUGGUUGCAGUGAACCAAUAUGCCAAUGAGUGUGCUGAGGAGAACCACCCUCAACUGCCUUUGAUUAAGGAAAAACAGGAUGAGGUGAAUGCUGCCUGGGAGCAUCUCCAUGGUCUGGCUCUCCAGAGACAGAAAACCCUAUCCAAUGUUGCAGACCUCCAGAGAUUUAAAAGGGAUGUGGAUGAAGCCAUCCAGUGGAUCAAGGAGAAGAAGCCUCUUCUGACCUCUGAGAACUAUGGCACAGACCUUGUCAGCUCAGAGGCACUGUUCCACAGUCACGAGGGAUUUAAGAAGAAUCUUACAGACAUGGGAGAUAAGGUGAUGGCGUUAUGUGAUAAAGCAGAUAUGUUGGAGGUCUCCCAUCCUUCAGAAGCACCUCAGAUCCAGCAGAUGAAAGAGGACCUAUGUUCAAGAUGGGAGAAGAUCUGUGCUUUGGCUACCGCCAGAUAUACAAAGCUGAAGGCUUCUUAUGAGUAUCACAGAUUCUUAUCUGACUACGAUGAACUCUCAGGCUGGAUGAACGAGAAGACUGCUCUAAUCAAUGCUGAUGAAUUGCCUACAGAUGUGGCUGGCGGAGAAGCCCUACUGGACAGGCAUCAGCAGCAUAAGCAUGAGAUUGACUCUUAUGAUGACCGAUUUCAAACUGUUGAUGAAACUGGUCAAGCUCUGCUGGGUGCCAAUCACGAAGCCUCUGACGAAGUUAGGGAAAAGAUGGAAAAACUUGCCAACAACUGGGCUGCCCUGCUGGAACUGUGGGACAAGCGUCAACAUCAAUAUGAGCAGUGCUUGGAUAUGCAUCUGUUCUUCCGAGACAGUGAGCAAGUAGACAGUUGGAUGAGCAGACAAGAGGCCUUCCUGGAUAAUGAGGACUUGGGAAACUCUUUGGGAAGUGUGGAAGCCCUUCUUCAGAAGCAUGAAGACUUUGAGGAAGCUUUUACUGCCCAGGAAGAAAAGAUCACAACCUUAGAUAAAACAGCAACCAAACUGAUCGACAAUGACCAUUAUGACUCCAAGAACAUUGCUGCUAUACGAGAUGGGCUGUUGGGCCGGCGGGAUAUCCUGCGUAAAAGGGCUGCCACUAGACGUCAAUUGCUGAAGGAUUCAUUGCUUCUGCAGCAACUAUAUCAGGACUUAGAUGAUCUAAAAAACUGGAUCAACAAGAAGAAAAAGCUGGCAGAUGAUGAAGAUUACAAGGAUACACAGAAUUUGAAGAGCAGAGUACAAAAGCAACAAGCUUUUGAGGAGGAAUUGUCAGCUAAUACGAUACUACUCAACAACCUAGAGAAAACUGGCCAGAAGAUGAUUGAGGAUAAUCACUAUGCCUCUGACAAUGUGGAUGCUCGUUUGCGUGAAGUUGCCAGCCUCUGGAAGGAAUUGUUGGAGGCUAAUGAACAGAAAGGAACCCUGUUGCAAGAUGCUAACAAGAGACUUCAGUUUGAAAAUAAUGCGGAAGACCUAAAACGCUGGCUGGAGGAGGUGGAGGGCCAGGUUGCCUCUGAGGAUUAUGGGAAAGGCCUUUCAGAUGUCCAGCUUCUACUCAUGAAACAUGGCCUCCUGGAGUCAGCUGUAGCUACUCAUCAGGAUCAAGUGGACACCCUCACAGAUCUGGCUGCAUAUUUUGAGGAAGCAGGACAUCCCGAUGCUGGGGACAUACGGGCAAGACAGGAGUCUUUGGUGUUCCAGUUUGAAGCUCUGAAAGAACCACUGGCCACCCGGAAAAAAACCCUCAUAGACUUCCUAUGUUUGCACACGAUCUGUAGAGACAUUGAGGAUGAGGAGGCCUGGAUCCAAGAGACAGAACCCUCAGCAGCUUCUACCUACCUUGGUAAAAAUCUGAUUGCCUCCAAGAAUCUCCUGAACAGGCACCAAGUGAUUCUGGCUAACAUCGCCAGUCAUGAGCAACCCAUUAAAACAAUAACAGAGACAGGAAACAAAAUGGUAGAAGAAGGACACUUUGCUGCAGAAGAUGUGGCCUCUCGAGUGAAUAGUUUAAAUGAGAAUAUGAAGUCUUUACAGGCUAGAGCUGCUAGGAGGCAGAAUGAUCUUGAAGCCAAUGUCCAGCUCCAGCAAUACCUGGCCGAUCUACAUGAAGCAGAAGCGUGGAUUAGAGAGAAGGAGCCUAUAGUGAAAAAUACUAACUAUGGGGCUGAUGAAGAAGCAGCUGGAGCUCUUCUAAAGAAGCAUGAAGCCUUCCUAGAGGAUCUCAAAGCAUUUGGCACCAACAGCAUGCAAGCUCUGCGGAAUCAGGCAGAAGACUGCCAGGAACAACAGGCUGCACCAGUGGAGGGAGCUGGUCGAGAAGAGAGGGUUGUGGCUUUAUAUGACUUCAAAGCCCGUAACCCCCGAGAAGUCACCAUGAAGAAAAAUGAUGUCUUAACUCUACUUAGUUCCAUCAAUAAGAACUGGUGGAAAGUAGAAGCUGAUGACCACCAGGGAUUUGUCCCGGCUAACUAUGUCAGGAAACUGACCCAUGAAGAGUUUCCAAUGCUUCCACGGCGGCAACUACAAGAACCAGGCAGCAUUACCGAGCGCCAGGAGCAGAUUGAGGACCAGUACCGCUCCCUCCUUGAUCUGGCAGAAGAACGCAGACGUCAUCUAUCACAACGUUACAAUGAAUUUUUACUGGCAUAUGAGGCAGGAGACAUGUUGGAAUGGAUCCAAGAAAAGAAGGCAGAAAACACUGGGGUAGAGUUACAUGAUGUUUGGGAGUUUCAGAAAAAAUUAGAUGAGUUCCAAACGGAUUUGAAGACCAAUGAGCCUCGGCUGAGGGAAAUCAAUAAGGUGGCUGAUGACCUGCUGCUUGAAGAUCUUCUAACACCAGAAGGAGCUCACAUUAGACAGGAACUGAAUGUCCGCUGGGCCUCCCUGCAGAGACUGGAAAAGGAACAGCGCCAACUGCUAGGCAGUGCCCAUGCUGUCGAGAUGUUUCACAGAGAUGCAGAUGACACAAAGGAACUGAUUGAGAAGAAAUGCCAGGCCAUCAAAGCUGCUGACCCUGGCUCAGAUCUAUUCAGCGUCCAGGCCCUUCAGCGACAACAUGAGGGCUUCGAGCGAGAACUUCCGCCCUUGGAAGAAAAGGUGACCACCUUGGGGGAAACAGCAGAACGGCUCAGUGAGUCCCAUCCAGAUGCCACUGAGGACCUGCAAAGGCAACGAAGAGAGUUGAAUGAGGCUUGGGAUGACCUUCUGGAACAUACAAAGGGUCGCAAAGAAAACUUAAACGAAUCCCAGAAAUUCUACCUCUUCCUUAGCAAGGCCAGUGAUCUACAGAACUGGAUGAAUGGCAUUGGUGGUAUGGUGUCAUCACAGGAACUAGGUGGAGACUUAACUGGCACAGAGAUCUUGCUGGAGAGACACCAGGAGCACCACGAUGAUAUGGAGGCUGAGACUCCUACCUUUCAGGCAUUAGAGGAUUUUGGUGCAGAACUUAUAGGCAGUGAGCAUGAUGCCAGCCUUGAAAUAGAAAGAAAGCUUCAAGAUGUUAGGCAAGAUAGAAAUGAUUUAGAUAAAGCUUGGGAACAACGAAAGAAGAUGCUACAACAAUGUCUGGAGUUGCAGUUAUUCCAAGGGGACUGUGAUCAGGCUGAGAGCUGGAUGGUGGCACGUGAGAACUUCCUAAGGUCAGGUGACAAGGACUCCCUAGACAGCCUGGAGGCCUUGAUGAGGAAACGAGACGAUCUGGACAAAGCAAUCGAUGCCCAGGAAGGAAAGAUCACUGACCUAAAACAUUCUGCUGAACGGCUCAUAGCUGAUGACCACUAUGCCAAGGAAGAGAUUGCUGCUCGGCUCCAACGAGUUCUAGACAGGUGGAAUGCUCUCAAAGCUCAACUAAUUGCUGAGAGAACAAAGCUUGGAGACAAUGCUGACCUGAAACAAUUUAAUCAUGACCUUGAGGAACUGGAAGAAUGGAUCAGUGAGAUGCUCCCCACAGCCUGUGAUGAAUCCUACAAAGACCCUACGAACAUUCAGAGGAAAUACCUGAAACAUCAGACCUUUGAAAAUGAGGUCAAUGGCCGAGCUGAACAGGUGGAAGCAGUCAUCAACCUGGGGAACUCCCUGAUUGAACGAGGGGCCUGUGAUGGCAAUGAAGAAAUCAUGAAGGGACAACUGGAAGAUCUGAAGAAUCAUUGGGACUUCUUGCAUGAGAGAACAACUGAUAAAGGGAAUAAGCUCGCCGAGGCCAGUCGCCAGCAGAGGUUCAACACAGGAAUCCGGGAUUUUGAAUUCUGGCUCUCAGAGGCAGAGACACUGCUGGCCAUGAAAGAUCAGGCCAGGGAUUUGGCUUCAGCAGGCAACCUGCUUAAGAAGCAUCAGCUAUUGGAAAAAGAGAUGUUGGCCCGAGAGGAUGCACUCAAGAAACUGAAUGAAUUGGCUGAUGAACUGAUCUCCAGUGGAGCUUUCAAUGAGGACCAGAUUAUGGAGAAAAGGGAUAGUGUCAAUGAGCGCUUCCUGAAUGUCCAGGAUUUGGCUGCUGCACAUCAUGAGAAAUUGAAAGAGACUUAUGCCUUGUUCCAGUUCUUCCAGGACCUAGAUGAUGAGGAAUCUUGGAUAGAGGAGAAACUGUUACGAGUGAAAUCCCAAGACUAUGGGCGAGAUCUGCAAGGUGUUCAGAACUUACUGAAGAAGCACAAACGCCUAGAGGGAGAGCUGGUGGCACAUGAGCCUGCCAUCCAGAAUGUGCUGGAUAUGGCAGAGAAGCUGGGAGACAAGGCUGCUGUGGGGCAAGAAGAGAUUCAGGAACGAUUGGCUCAGUUUGUUCAACACUGGGAGGACCUGAAAGAGUUAGCCAAGACUCGAGGGCUUCAGUUGGAAGAGUCUCUAGAAUAUUUACAAUUCAUGGAGAAUGCUGAGGAGGAAGAAGCUUGGAUCAGUGAAAAGGAAACUUUGGUUGCCCGAGGGGAUUCUGGGGACACAUUGGCUGCUACUCAGAGUUUGCUAAAGAAGCAUGAAGCUUUGGAUAAUGACUUUGCCGUCCACGAGACCCGAGUGCAACAUGUGUGUGCUCAGGGAGAAGACAUUCUGAGUAAGGUGCUGCAGGAAGAAAGUCAGCACAAGGAGAAGAUUGCUGCCAAGAUAGAGGCUCUGAAUGAAAAGACUCCUCUUCUGGCCAAAGCCAUAGCUGCUUGGAAGUUACAAUUGGAGGAUGAUUAUGCCUUUCAGCAGUUUAACUGGAAGGCUGAUGUGGUAGAGGCUUGGAUAGCCGAGAAGGAAAGAAGCCUGAAGACCAAUGGCAAUGGUGCAGAUCUUGCAGCCUUUCUCACUCUGCUGGCAAAACAGGAUACUCUGGAUGCCAGUCUGCAGAGCUUCCAACAAGAGAGACUGUCUGAGAUCACUAACCUGAAGGACCAGUUGGUGGCAGCUGAGCACAGCCAGACCAAAGCCAUUGAGGAGCGCCAUGCUGCCUUGUUGAGACACUGGGAACAGUUGCUGGAAGCCUCUGCAGCCCACAGACAGAAGUUGUUAGAGAAGCAGUUGCCCCUACAGAAGGCUGAGGAGUUAUUCAUGGAAUUUGCAAACAAAGCUUCAGCUUUCAACAAUUGGUGUGAGAAUGCUGAGGAGGACCUGUCAGAGCCUGUGCAUUGUGUCUCACUGAAUGAAAUUCGCCAGCUGCAGAAGGACCAUGAGGUCUUCUUGGGCUCUUUGGCAGGGGCUCAAGCUGACUUCAACCAUUUGCUGGAGCUAGACCAGCAGAUUAAGGCAUUGAAUGUGCCCUCCAGCCCUUAUACCUGGUUAACAGUGGAAGUACUAGAAAGGAUCUGGAAGCACCUUCCAGACAUUAUCAAGGAACGGGAACAAGAGUUGCAAAAGGAGGAAGCAAGACAGGUCAAGAACUUUGAGAUGUGCCAGGAAUUUGAACAGAAUGCAAGUGCCUUCCUGCAGUGGAUUCUGGAGACAAGGGCAUAUUUUCUGGAUGGAUCUUUGCUCAAAGAAACAGGAACUCUGGAAUCCCAAUUGGAAGCAAAUAAAAGGAAGCAGAAGGAGAUCCAAGCCAUGAAACGUCAACUAACCAAGAUUGAGGACAUGGGGGACAACUUGGAGGAGGCGCUGGUCCUUGACAUAAAAUACAGCACUAUUGGGCUAGCCCAACAGUGGGACCAGCUCUAUCAGCUUGGGAUGCGGAUGCAACACAACUUGGAGCAACAGAUCCAAGCCAAGGACACAAUAGGUGUGAGUGAGGAGACACUAAAGGAGUUUAGCACAACUUACAAACACUUUGAUGAAAAUUUGACAGGGCGCUUGAAUCACAAGGAUUUCCGGUCCUGCCUAAGAGGACUCAAUUACUACUUGCCUAUGGUGGAGGAGGGUGAACCUGAACCCAAGUUUGAGAAGUUUCUGGAUGCUGUUGAUCCAGGAAGGAAAGGCUAUAUCUCACUGGAGGACUACACUUCAUUCCUGAUUGACAAGGAGUCAGAGAACAUCAAGUCUAGUGAUGAAAUAGAGAAUGGCUUCCAUGCCCUGGCAGAGGGCAAGUCUUAUAUUACCAAAGAGGACAUGAAGCAGGCCUUAACUCCAGAACAAGUAGCAUUUUGUACUUCACAUAUGCAGCAAUAUGUGGAUCCUCGGGGUAAAAGCCACCCUGCCGGCUAUGACUAUGUUGGCUUCACCAAUUCCUACUUUGGCAACUGA